AUUUUUGUUUUCUGUGUUAAACAAUAUUGUAUUUUAAGUUUAGUAUGAUAUGAAGUUUUAAGAAAUGAUUAUUUCGUUUUGUUUAACUGUUUGACCACUAUGCACUGCCGAGCUGUGCUGCUUCUUCAGCAUGAAUUGUUCGAACUUCACGAAAACCCUCUUUGGGGGAUUUCCCUACAAUAUUACCCAAGUAGCCCCCUUAAUUUAUUCGUGAAUUUGUCGGGGUUACAAAAUACAUCAUGGGGUGAUGGGCAAUUUCAUCUGACUUUACACUUUUCUGAACAUUAUAAUUAUGAAGUUCCAAGCAUUACGUUUAACACCGUCCCAUUUCACCCCAAUGUUGACCCACUGUCAGGGAGGCUCUCAGCUGGGUUUCUGGAAAGAGAAGGGAAAAGAGUCACUUCUGUGAGGGGGAUUUUAUUGGGGGUUCAAGCACUUUUAUCGGAGCCUGAUUUAGAUGAUGUGGUGAAUAAGGAGGCGGCUGAGAUGCUUCAAGAUUCUCCUCAUGGUUAUGAAGAGAUGGUGAUGAGCUGUGCAGCUGAGAGCAAGAGACUGCAGGAGGUUUUAACUGAGAAGGUGCUGCAGAACAUGUCCGAGGCAAAGUAUGGAAAUGUAAAAGAACCUGUUGAAAUUAUUCGGGAAGAAAAAACUAAUUCGUCAAGUCAUACUUCCACUAUGCCGACUCGGCAAAUUUCUUUUGACGUUUAUCACCGCACGUGGGUCCAGGUCGCUACAACAAAGCCGGUCUCGACUUAUAUGGAGUCUGCUGUUAAUGAUGAUGAUCGUGUUUCACUUCGGAUGUGGAAUCCAGACUACGCGAACAUCCGAGCCUUAUCACCAAUGUCAUCCAUCAAGCUCGGACCUAGCAGGGUCAAAUCCCCAGGAACGGAAGUCAGGAAUCCUAAGAUUAAUCGGAUGCGGCAGAAAAAGCAGGAGCGAAUAUCAGCAAUGAAGCAAUUGUAUUUGAACCAGACAUCAGAGAGAGCUGAACCCGGAACUGCAGCCCCUGCCACUUCCAUGACAGAUGUAACACAAAGUGAAUCUCCUGUGUUAGAAUCGUGGGAAAGUGAAGCUGAUGAAUUGGUAGCUUGGGCGGGGAAACUAAAUGAAAACACCAUGUAACUUCAAACUUGUGUUAGUUAUCUGGAAAUGGACGCUGUGUUACUGUGAAUGCAUUCUUAACUUGGUUAUUGUUAUUGGAAAAUGCAAUGUAAAAAUUUGGAUGUUUGUUAAAAGGACAUUAUUUUUAAUUAAAUAUACUGAGAACAUUCAAUGUAACUUGUUUGCUAUUUGAAAAUUGACACUGUGUUACUGUGAAUGCAUCCAUAAAAGUAUUUGAAAUAACCACACCAACAUUAAGAAUAUUAAAGUAAGUUGAAAAUGUCGAUAAAACCGUUCAUUUCUAUUGAAGUGUUAUAUGUGAGGAUGCCAUUCAAUACAAAUUUAAGCAACAUUUA
Molecule: messenger RNA, 1457 nt
Organism: Ciona intestinalis (vase tunicate)
Lineage: Eukaryota; Metazoa; Chordata; Ascidiacea; Phlebobranchia; Cionidae
Source: RefSeq, a predicted model, not a curated record